CCGCGUCUUCAUCAUUCAAUGCUUCCUGACUUGUCAAAUAAGGGACACGAUGGAAUUUGUAGAAAAUCCAACAAGGAAAGCUGACUCUGAAUGCUCAGACCAGGACGCGGAUGACAAUUCAUCCUUGGACAUUAUAAACGAUUCCCCGGGAAGGUCGUCCGCCGCUGACGAAGAAAUUUAUUCGAGUAACGGUAUUGUGGGUGAUAACAAAUUUUCGAUCGAUAGCAUUUUGGGUAUAAGGGACAGUCAGAGUGAUGAUUGUACAAAAAGACGGUCAGAAUGUGGAAGUGCUAACAAUGAAGUGAACGAACAGAAAGGGAAAUUUGUGAAACCUUCGGCGUUUUCAGCAACCCUUAAGUCAGGCUCUUUGUAUCACACUAUACUGGACCUGCCUCAUCUCGCUAGCUCAAAUUAUGCGUCUUCAGAGGCAACAAUUUUAAGGAACUUUGGGGAUGCCUUAUCAGCUAAUAUAGUGGCUUCGUCUGCGGAUGUCUUUAGGGGACAAAUUCCUCAGGAAAUGCCCUUUGGAAGCACUCCUAACACGGUGUUUUAUGGAAAUUGGCUCGGAAAUAUUCAUGACCAUAAGGCUUCUAGUCAUUUGUUUGGAGUUCAAACUCCAAAGUCAUCGAACAGAAGAUCGAGAAAGCCCGGUUUGGACCGGAAACCUCGUCAAGCUUACAGUGCAAAACAGUUAGAAAGACUCGAAAGUGAGUUUAAAGUGGAUAAAUAUUUGAGCGUGAGCAAACGGAUGGAACUUUCGAAAGCUCUCAAUCUGACCGAAGUCCAGAUCAAGACGUGGUUUCAAAAUCGAAGAACGAAAUGGAAGAAACAGUUAACAACACGACUAAAAAUGGCUCAGAGACAAGGUCUUUUUGCUCCGCACUAUUUUUCUCCCGCUGCCCAACACUAUUCUGCCCUUUUGUCGCCGUACUAUCCUCCCAUGGGUUGUCUUCUGGGUGUUCCCACUCUUGAAGAAUCCACGGUACAACUCGCUUCCGAAAAUUCUACUCAAAGUCUGUCCUCGGCAACGCACGCUUCAGAAUAACAUUUGUUCAUGAAGUAUUAAAAUACA
Molecule: messenger RNA, 1072 nt
Organism: Agrilus planipennis (emerald ash borer)
Lineage: Eukaryota; Metazoa; Arthropoda; Insecta; Coleoptera; Buprestidae
Product: homeobox protein ceh-30
Exons: 3
Coding region: 50-1045 (331 amino acids)
Biological process (GO): regulation of DNA-templated transcription
Molecular function (GO): DNA-binding transcription factor activity, RNA polymerase II-specific; DNA binding
Source: RefSeq, a predicted model, not a curated record